GCUCAAUGCGUGAGUGACAGGCAGACCGUCAGGACCGUUGUGGUGUGGCUCAGACCUUAUGUGUGUGUGAACUGAGGAUUUACUGAAUGUGUGUGUGUGUGUGCAGUAUCAUUCACACAGACGGAGCUAUCCUGUGUGUCUCAGGGAGAAUGUAAAGUGAAUUGAAGGAUUAGAGGAGUGUGUUGUGUGUGUGUGUGUGUGUGUGUGUGUGUGUGUGUGUGGCACUGGUCUGGAAUACUAAGUGGAUAUGUGAUCAAAUCUGGAUCGAGCUGCAAUGCCUACGGAAGAUUAUCCAUUCUCCACUGAUGUUUUACCGCCACUCCCGGAGGUCCCUGCUGGAGGGCCGGUCCUAAGCCAGGCAGGUGGUCCCAUCAGAAACUCUGCUCUGAGAUAUUGCUCCUCGCACAGCAUGGACUCCACGCACUGCAACGAGCGGCCGGUGAGCUACGGCUCCACGUCUUCAUCCGCCUCCUCCCGUGACAGCCACUGCUCGCUGGGGGGGCGGCCGGUAUUAGGCUCCGCUCCCGAGAGGGAUCAUGAUUCUGGAGCCAUCCGACUGGAGCUGGUGCCUGCCCGACAGCUAGAGGAGGAGGAGACGGGGCGACAAACACCUACACCGACCAAUCAGAGCCAUGCAGAUAUUCAGUCGCCGGAAGGACGUAAAGUCCAGUAUGUGGACCGAGUGGUGGAGGAAAUUCUUGAAACGGAAAAAACCUACGUGCAGGACCUUCGCAGUAUAGUCCAGGAUUACCUGGAGAGCAUCAGCAAUCAUUCUCUUCUGCUGCUGGGAGAUGAAGAGAGGAAUUCUUUAUUUGGAAACAUCCGUGAGAUCUACCGUUUUAACAGUGAUCUGCUUCAUGACCUGGAGAAGUGUAACGCCAACCCAGUUGCCAUUGCAAAGUGUUUCGUAGCCAAGAGUGAAGACUUCCACAUAUACACGCAGUACUGCACAAAUUAUCCAAGGUCCGUUGCUGUCUUAACAGAGUGCAUGCGGAAUAAAACAGUGGCAAAGUUUCUGCGAGAGCGCCAGGAAAGUCUUAAACACUCCCUUCCUCUCGGCUCCUACCUGCUUAAACCUGUCCAGAGGAUCCUAAAGUAUCAUCUACUACUGCAUGAGAUUGCCACUCAUCUAGAGAAGGAUUCAGAGAUGUACGACGUGAUCCAGGAGGCCAUUGACACCAUGCAGAGGGUUGCCUGGCACAUCAAUGACAUGAAGAGAAAACACGAGCAUGCAGUUAGACUGCAGGAGAUUCAGAGUUUGCUGACUAACUGGAAGGGGCCUGAUCUGAUUGGCUAUGGCGAGCUGGUUCUUGAGGGAACAUUCCGUAUCCAGAGAGCGAAAAAUGAAAGAACACUCUUCCUGUUCGACAAAGUUCUGCUGAUCACCAAGAAACGCGAGGAGACUUACACCUACAAAGCCCAUAUCCUGUGCUGUAAUCUAAUGUUGGUAGAAGUCAUUCCUAAAGAGCCUCUUAGCUUCAGCGUGUUUCACUACAAGAACCCCAAACUUCAACACACUGUGCAGGCGAAGUCUCAACAGGACAAGAGAAUGUGGGUCCUGCAUCUAAAACGGCUGAUCCUUGAAAACCAUCCAGCCAAAAUACCGGCCAAGGCAAAGCAGGCCAUUCUGGAGAUGGAUACCGCAAACCACCCAAGUUUUAACUACAACUCUGAUGACAAGAAAGUGAACACUAAAGAAGGUCCAUCGCCUCGGAGAGUACGCAGGAAGACAGAGCCCUUAUCUAAGUUAUUGAAAAACUCUAAACAUAUAAUAUCCAGUCCAGAUAUUCAAAAGUGUUCUAGUUUGGGAGUCACUCUGCUGUCACCUGUUGCCCAUUUGGGUACUAUUGGCCGAUCCCGUAGCCUUGUUAGCGAAUCACAGGAGUCUCUGGACCCUGGUGACCACAGUGAUGUUGACGACGAGCCACAUCCACAGGAUGCUGAUGAUGAGGACGAUACUGGUUUGAGCUCUGAGGGCAAGCUGAGAGAACCAGGGAAGGGCAGCCGGAAAAGACUGAAACAGCAAGUGUCGGUGGACAGCAUUGACCAGUGGAGAAAUCACAACCUUACUCAUGCAGACCUCCAGACUGCUAAAGAGUCCCUGCAAAAUAAGGUUAUCACCCCCCCUAUCCUACGGGUUACCGCACCUCCAGAAGGAGACAGAGAUGAACGCUACUCUAACAUGCUGGGAACUGGAGAGGAACCUUCCUUCCGCAACAUAUGGACAGAUCAUCGAGUCCGGAGGGCUAUGUUUCCAACUCGUCAAAAGAGUUUUCAAAUUGAUGAUGAUGAAGACAUCUAUCAGAUGUUCCUGCCAACGGAGAAUGAUACGAGCAGUCAUGAUGUCGAGAGUGACCAUGAGACUGCUGACCAUCCAGAAAGACCUUGUAGCUGGCAUGUUGAACAAACUAAAUCAUCACGGCUAGACCUCCCCACAAGCAGGAGCAGAAUACUUCGUAGGGCCAACAGUGUUGGAGAAAACCAAAGUGAGCAACAAAGCCCUACCAAGCGAGCCCUACAAGACAAAGAGGCCAACAACCAGACUGAGUCUUCAAGCAAUGAAAACUCAGGGUCUUCUUCAGCCGAGCAGUUAACAAUUGAUGAUAUAGAGAAUGUUUAUGACAACAUUAGUUACGAGGAGCUUCAGGCCAUGGGGCUUAUCCGCAAGGAUCAAGUUAACCAUGUAGACUCUGAGGUAGCAGAGGUCAAAUCUAGGAUAGCACCACAAGUAAUAAUAACUCCAACUGAAACCGAGAGUUCAUGUGAGAGCAAUAGGUCUUCUGGUCAAGGCGGGGAGCCACUUGAGACGUGUGAACUGCAAAUUGUUGAGGAUGAGGAGAAUGUCUAUGAUACCAUUGUCUUCCAGGAGCCCCCAGUCCUUGCAGCUGAGAUGGAUCAGGGAAAACCAGAGAGUUUGAAGACAUCUGAAGUAGACCUCAUGGCUAGCCAGAUUUUAGGAGGGUUUGUAUCUGAGGAAAAACUCUGUCCUACAAAUAAGACAGAGGUUGAACAGCCUCACAUUCCCUCUGCUGCAGUUUCAGACACUGAAUCAUCUCAGAUUUCCACAGCUGAUCAUACAUUAGAGCAAGUGGACGAGAUCUGGACGGAUUUGGAAAAUUACAUCCGGAACAAUGAAAAGAAGCCAGACAGACUUCCAGCUGCAUUCCCUGUAAGCAGAACGGAUGCUGCAUGUAAAACACAGGACUCUCCCAAAAAAGUACAUGAUACCCCACACAAAGCACAAGACUCUCCACAAAAAACACAUAACUCCCCAAGUAAAGGGAAUAGGCUGCAACAAAGAGCUAGUGAUUCCCAAUGCAAAGCGCAAGAAUCUCCAAGUAAGAAAGCCAAUUCUGCACAAAAGACAAAUGAUUCUCUGUGUAAAUUACCCUUAAAAAUGGCCCCUGUUGUUCGUGCUGCAUCUGGGUCACCCAACCCACCAGCCUCUAACCCCUCUCCAGCGCUCCAGAUCCCUAUUAUCAACAUUCCCGAAAUUGUAGAAACUAGGUUGGAUGAGAAAGAUGAAGCAUCUUCUCCUGCAGCACCUUCCCUUCCACUCCCUCCUACCCCAGAGCCUCAACCUGGUACAGUGAAGAGCAUUCGCAAAAAACUUGCAAGAUUAAGCAGUGGAAGCUUCAGGAUGGAUGAUGAGGAUAUCCCUUCACCAAAGGACUCAGAGCUUCAGACCCUGUUUAGUAGCAUGGACUCUGGCUCCUCUAGUAUGCUGCUGAGCGUGGAAGCUGGGGACCAGUUUCUAGAGCUUGGGGAGAGGGGCAAGAACAGAGUGUUCCUCAUGGCUAGACAGUACAGUCAGAAGAUCAAAAAGACCAACCAGUUAUUGAAGAUGAAGAGCAUGGACCAUGAAUCCAGUUGUGCUAAGCUAACACUAAGCAAACAGAAAGACCUGGCAGCCAUACUGGAGGAGAAGAAACAAGGUGGCGCUGCAAUAGGUGCAAGAAUAGCAGAGUACUCUCAUCUGUAUGAACAGGUGGUUUUUAAAGGUUCUCCAUCCACUACGCCAAUGCUGAAGUCCUCUAUCAGUAUUGCCGGCCCCCAUCCACUUUUCCCCAGCACCACAUCCUCCCCUUCCCUAUCUGAGAGCUCUUCCCAAGAGUCUGACUGGUUGAGCUGCACAUACAGUAAUGGAGAACUUGCUGAUUUUGUGUCUUGGCCUGCAGAAACAACAGUAUGCACUUCAACCCCACAGAGAGGACUGGCACCUGCAAGUUCUACUCCUGCUUUGAAGAACCUCCCUCCUACACCGAGUGCUCCACCCAAUCAGCGUUGGAGUGCUUGUGUGACACCAGUUAAAGAUGACUCUGAUCACAUUUACACUUCAAUUGGACCACGCAAUGCCAAGGUGUCGCCCUAUAAUCGCUGCCAGUCAUCUUCACUGAUAGACCAGACCGGAAAAGAGAAUGGCAGGGGUCCAAGCAACCAGGUGUGGGAGGUCAAAGGACACGAAUCAAGGACACACAUGCCGCGGCAGCGCAGCCUCCCAGAUUGCCCCAUCCAGGGGACUUCAGACCUCUCAGCGCCAUGUGAUAUCACACUGCGGGACUCACAGCAAAUACUGGUGCUCAACAAAAAUGUGCCACUGAAUGCGCAAAGUGCCACUGAGAAUUAUCUGGCCAACUUUAAAGACACUGGAGAUGAUGAUGACGACUAUGUAGAGAUCCGUUCUGAAGAUGAGGGUGAGGAGCAGAAGCAGGAAACUGCUCAGCCGCACAGUCUAAGGGGAACUACUGUAAAGUACUGCAACCCGCCUCAAGGCAGCAUGCAAACUCUCAUAAAAGGACAGCAGGUUUCCACUAACCCUGAGAUGGCUCUGCAGGGAUACUUGUGGAAUGAUCCGGACUGCAGCCAGCAAGGUGUGAAUCAGCCCACUAUUGCCCAGUCACUGAGGGAAAAGUUCCAGUGUCUCAGCUCAAGCAGUUUUGCAUAGGAAGCAACAAAGAUGGACAACAUGUCACAUACUUAGCACAUAGGAAGAAAUGAGACACAACAAACUUUACUUCCACGUGGAACAUGUUACACAACUUAAAGACACAACACGAAGCACAAGAAAUACAACAUUUUAACUCUUAAUUCAUUGAAAUUUGCAGAGCUACAUGCACUCAACAACAUACGAUUUGUAAAUUAUGGAUUCAGCAUUACUCAUGCUCAUCUCAACACUUGAAUUCAGUUAAACACGGUAGUUAUAGAUCUAAGCGGAACACUGUACACAACAUCUUUCAACUGAUUUAUCUCAUCUCUUUUUCCUUAAUAUGAAGUCAAUAAUUAUAUCACAUGAAUUUUAAUGCACAUGUCAGAUCAUGAUUAUACGUAUUAAGAAAUGAAAGAAACACAUUGGCUACAUGGGCUUGAACUACAGGUACAAAUUAAAUUUAUUUCUCUCUGAAACUGUUACAAUAUUCUCAAACUACUGGUCAUAAUAUUCUAGUGCAUGUACAUAAAUGUUGCCGUACAAGCUUUAAGAUAAGCCACAUAAGGCGCACAUGACUGGUGAUGUUAAUUAAAUAAUCUGCCAUAAUUUCUGUGUAAACAUUUUGACAGUUCCUUAAGCCAAUAAUUAAAUAUUUACAUUUAAUUGUGUAGAAGGUAGUAAAUUUGGUUGUGUAGGUGGCUGCAUCUACAGGUGGUAACAUCAACCAGUGACCAUUCAGUGUGUAAUUUGUAAUAUUUGCAUGCCACAUUUUUUCCGAGGCCAAGAAUACAUAGAAUCCAUAUAUAUUUUACUAUGCUGUACAUUUGGUAUAGAUAUAGAUUUAUCAGACUGG
This is a messenger RNA of Sinocyclocheilus grahami, 5780 nucleotides long. RefSeq names its product pleckstrin homology domain-containing family G member 1. The record is from RefSeq and is a predicted model, not a curated record. Lineage: Eukaryota; Metazoa; Chordata; Actinopteri; Cypriniformes; Cyprinidae. Bases 275 to 4945 code for a protein of 1556 amino acids. The transcript is spliced from 18 exons. Gene Ontology annotation, molecular function: guanyl-nucleotide exchange factor activity; small GTPase binding.